Molecule: messenger RNA, 3775 nt
Organism: Manihot esculenta (cassava)
Lineage: Eukaryota; Viridiplantae; Streptophyta; Magnoliopsida; Malpighiales; Euphorbiaceae
Exons: 3
Coding region: 540-3473 (977 amino acids)
Biological process (GO): regulatory ncRNA-mediated gene silencing
Source: RefSeq, a predicted model, not a curated record
ACAGACAAGGUAAACCCAACAGACAAGGGAACGGCACAACACAAAGUGAAAAACCCAUCAGCAACAUUCAAUCUUCUCUUUACACCGAAGUCACCACUCUUUUUCCCCAUCUAUACAGUUUUAAACUAGCAAAUUUCUCAUCAAUCGAUCGAUAAACCCUCGUAAAGUUAAUCGAUUCAGAUCAAUAAUGAGUUCUCUCAGUUCACAGCAAUCAGCCAAGGUUUGAUUUGAUAUCUCUGAGCUUUUUUCUGUUAUGGAAUUCAAAAUCCUUUCAGGGUUUGGCUCUGAUUUGUGUUUCUAACCGAUAGCCAGUGUUACUAUUAUCUGCUGAUUUACAUGCUAUAAAAUCGUUAUAUAGUUUACUGGAUACUGGCUAUUUCUAGGGUUUUCACAUUCGAGUUGCAGCAUAACUGGUCUUGCUGCUUUAUUUUGAUGUAUCGAGCUCUAUCUUAUCAAAUAUCGAAGGCUAGAUAUAAAAUAACAGAGAGAUAGAUUGCAGGACCAAUAGAAUUUAACUGUCUUUCUGGUAAGGAAGAAAGAUGCAAUCUAGAAGGCAUGAUGAUGAUUAUGUGACACACUCUCCAUCAACGAAGCCACGUAAUCAACAUAGAUAUGAGGUAGGACAUGAUUCCUAUUCAAUAUCUCGUCGAGAAGCCCUGGAUCGGUCUCCUCACUUGCGGAGGAGUUUGAGUCCUCGUAGUAAGAUUGAUGGUUCUAGGAGGAUAUUACAAAGGGAAGGAAGAAGUGGUUCAAAUGAAAGGAGAGACUAUAGUUGGCAUCUUGGUUCUGGCAGGACUGAAAAUAUCUGCUCUGGUUCAUCUUCUUUUGUACAAGACCAUAGAAAACCUCACUUUGAUGAGGGUGUUGUACAUAGGAAAUAUGACUAUGAUGAUGAUAUCAAUUAUGAAGAUGGUAAAAGUAAUAGACUAAAGCAUGUUUAUGGGUAUCAUCAACAUGCUGCAGCUUCUAGAAGUAGUAAAGAGAAGGAUUACAGUGAAAGCAGGUUUAUUGUUAAUGAUAGGCAUGCAACGAUGGGGCAGAAAUCAGUGCCCAUGGAAGAUGGAAUUAUAAGAGGGUUGCAUCAAGAACCUUCAGAUUUCAUUCCUGCCCCAAGUUAUGGGAAAACUGGUGAGCAUCUACAGUUAUCAUCCCGCCGCAUGCAUAUGAACCAGUUUGAGAAUGAGAAGCUUAGGUAUCAGGAGCCUAUAUCCCCAGAUAAUAUACCAGUAAUGGAAUUGUACAAAGAAGGGGAAGGCCCCAUCCUUAGCUCAAGGGAAGAUUCAUAUACCAUGAACCCAUCUUCUCACUUGAAGGGUUUUGGGAGCUCUCAUUCUAAAGACUUUGCUGGCACAUCUUCAGGUGUUUCAAGGGGUGAGUUUCAAAGUUCUUUCAGGGAAUGUGUGCCCUUGUCUGCUUCUGAUGAAUAUCCAAGACAAAGUAUGAAACUCACGGAACCGAUGGAUUUAAACAAAUAUGGUCGAAGAUCAGCUGUAGAUUUAAGAAAUCUAGAAACUGGUAAGAAAAUUAUGACAAGUUAUCCGCAUGGUGCCUACAGCCCAAACAGAACAGAACGUGAUGAUUACCUUUACCCUAAAUCUCAGGGAUUAAUUAAUGAAGAUAUGGUGUAUCCAUCUGAUGAAUUGCACACAUUGAUCCCAUCGCGUGCUAAAUUUGAUCACGAGUUAGCUCGAGCAGAUUUUGAGUAUGGAGAAUUGUCAAGAAUGAGUAUUAUGCACCCUAUUGAAGAAAGCAUUGAUGCAACUCAGGGUUCUUUUCGGAACAGAAGAAAUAACACCUCAUGGGACCAUACCAUACGCAGGCAGGCAGCUGUGGAAGGCCUUAACUCAAGUAGAAUAUUGUAUGCACCAAAGCAAGGUGAGGAAUAUUUGGGUUCUGAAUAUUCCCGAUUUGAAUUUGGAAGGAGAGUCACACGAGAUAAUGAAACAUCUCAUUUGGGUGUCAUACGGGAUCAAGAAACCUCACAUUUGAGAUCAAAUUAUGGGUUUGGAAGAGAUGCAGGUCCUCAGUUUGAAAAAGAGAGAUUACAAGAUCCAGUUAUGUCUAUGUAUGACUUGGAGAUGCAGAAAUUUUCUGUCAAAAGGCAGAGAAUGGAAGAUUUUUCUGUGCAUGAGCAAUCUGAUAAACUGCUCAAAAGAAAUUACCAUGUGGAGGAAGAUAUAAAUAGUUGUGAUCCAAGAGCUAUUGUGUCAAGCAGAAGGUAUGCACCACUGGAGUAUAAAGAUGCGUAUGACAGUGAUGAGGAAUGGAUGGAGGAAAAUCUAAGUGCUUUACAUCCAUCCGGGACUCGGAGGUUUGACCACAAUGUAUGCAGAAAGGCUAAGAGGAUAUAUGAUGGUCAAGACCAUAAUCGAGAUUUUGCAUCUGAAGACUGGUUGUCUUCUCAUGAUUCUUUGGUACAUUCACGAAAGCAUUCUAUUAGAUAUUAUAAACCAAGUGUUAAAUAUAUGAAAGGUCAUCCAAGAUCUGGUUCUUUAAGCUGGUAUAACUCGCAACAGACUGAUAGAAGAAGUGGAAUUCAGAGAAAGCACAAAAGUUGGAAGAGAAAUGAAGAUCAUGAUGAGGAUGAGCAGGUGAAUGAUGAUGAUCCAUCAGAAGAUUGGGUGAAUAUGGAAGACUCUGAGCUAUGCGAGGAUUCUAAGGAAUUUAAGCAACUGGUUCAUGAAGCCUUUUUAGAUUAUUCUAAGAAAUUGAAUUUGAGCAUGGCGGUUCGUAGAAGAUACAAGGAACAAGGAAAAGCUGGUAGUUUGUUCUGCAUUGUAUGUGGCAGAAGCUCAUCAAAGGAUUUCAUGGACACUCAACGCUUGGUAACACAUGCUUUCAUGUCUCACAAAGUUGGAUUGAGAGCACUACACCUGGGUCUUCAUAAAGCAAUAUGCAUUUUGAUGGGCUGGAAUACUUUUGUGCCUUGUGACAUGAAAACUUGGGUUCCAGAUGUCUUGCCUGGUGCAGAAGCUUGGGCUCAGAAGGAGGAUUUAAUGAUCUGGCCUCCACUUGUUAUCAUCCACAACAUUUCUAUGUCAAAUGCCGAUCCAGAACAACAGAAAGUUAUACCUAUUGAAGGGGUUGAAUCUUUCCUUAGAGGAAAAGGUUUUGUUGGGGGAAAAAUCAAGGUAUGCUUAGGUAAACCUGCUGACCAAAGUGUUAUGCUGGUAAAGUUUUUGGGAACUUUCACUGGACUUGGAAAUGCAGAGAGACUUCAUAAAUAUUUUGCUGAGAACAAACAUGGAAGAGAGGAGUACGAGCAAAAAACAUCCAACACCAGUAAAAGCAGCAAUGACUUUGAAGCAGGAAUACUGGGAGACAAGUUGGAGGAGCGCCUGCUAUACGGGUACAUAGGAAUUGCCGACGACUUGGACAAACUCGAUUUUAACACCAAGAAGAGGGUUAUGGUGAAGAGCAAGAAGGAUAUUGAAGACUUGGAGAAUGCUCCUGUUAAAACUGAUGAUAGGUAGCCAUCUCACUGGUGCAUUUAGAGGGAGGAGGGCUCUUCCCUGCUCCAUCUAGGCACUAAAAUUUCCAAGGAUCCUCCAUUCUACCUCCUGGUAGCUCUUCUAGCUAUUGAUAAGUACUAACUAGCAAGUCAUGGAGGUUAGACGCGUUAUGGAUCAAAGAAUACAGGAAAGAACGUUUUGUUAUUGAGCUGAAAAUUCUGUGUAAAAGUUUGCUUUUAUCAUUUUCGGACUUGACAUUUGGCAGCCAGACACUACCUUAGGCAAUGUACACAGAUUUAAUAUCUAAUGUCUAUGUUAACCAA